Messenger RNA from Aspergillus nomiae NRRL 13137, 906 nucleotides. Its product is annotated as SDR family NAD(P)-dependent oxidoreductase. The record is from RefSeq and is a predicted model, not a curated record. NCBI's taxonomy places the organism in Eukaryota, Fungi, Ascomycota, Eurotiomycetes, Eurotiales, Aspergillaceae. Bases 1 to 906 code for a protein of 301 amino acids. The transcript is spliced from 3 exons.
AUGACAUCAUCCAUUGACUCAAGCACCAUUUUCCGUGUCGAUGGUUUGGUGGCCGUCAUUACUGGCGGGGGCAGUGGCAUUGGCUUAACCAUGGCACGAGCCCUCGCAUUCAACGGAGCACGAAAAGUGUAUAUCCUAGGCCGGCGUCUGGAGGUGCUGCAGAAGGCAGCCGAGGAGCACCCCAGCCUGAUCCCGCAGCAGUGCGACGUAACAUCGAAAGAAGAUCUGCAAUCUGCCGUAGACCGCAUCACGGCCGAGGUAGGUUAUGUGAACCUCGUCGUCGCCAAUUCCGGCAGCAUCGGGCCUCUAGCACGCUACAACCCAGCCGCCUCUCUUUCAGAGCUGCGUCAGACCCUAUUCACCGAUUUCUCUAUGGAUGAGAUGAACGACACCCUCAAUCUCAAUAUCACGGCCGCCUUUUUCACUAUGACGGCAUUCCUUGAGCUUCUCGACGCCGGCAACAGGAACGCGCUGCAAGGCGGCUUUGGAAAGCCCAUCACAGAGGGCAGCGGCGUCCCGUCGAUCCAGAGCCAGGUUAUCUUCACUAGCAGUAUCUCAGCCUUCAGUCGGCAUCAUUCAUCGUCGCCCCCGUAUUUGGCCAGUAAGGCAGCCAUCAUGCAGGUGGCUAAACACGCUAGCACCCAGUUGGCUCGGUUUGGGAUUCGGGUGAAUGCUCUCGCGCCGGGAGUCUAUCCGUCCCAACUGGCUUCCGUCCUGACCCAAGACCGCAAGCCGGAAGAGGAGACUCUCGAUGAUCCGAGGUUCAUCCCCGCCAGGAGGUUCGGCGGUGAUGAGGAAAUGGCGGGUGCAAUUCUGUACCUUGCUAGUCGGGCGGGUAGUUUUACGAAUGGCUCUGUUCAUGUCACUGAUGGUGGUCGGCUGUCAGUUGUGACUGGGUCUUACUAG